UUGCUGAAGAAUUUAGGGAACGUAGAGGUGUAUGGUGGCGACCUGGUGGUGUACAGUCGGACGGAAGCAGAACAUUUAGAACACAUGGAAGCUGUUUUAAGACGCAUUGGCGAGUUUGGACUUCUCAUGACUAAGACAAAAUCUAAGGUAUCCACGAAGAGUGUGACGUUGCUAGGACAUAAAGUUGGAAAGGGUGAAAUGAAACCACUGCCUGAGAAAAUUCUGACAGUUAAAACCAUGUCAGUGCCGAAUUCCAAGAGGAAACUGCGACAGUUCUUGGGUAGAGCAGAAUUCUUCAGUCGGUUCCUCAGAAAGUCCAAUGAGAUAGCAGCACCUUUAUGUAAGUUACUUGGCAACCCAAACUUUAUGUGGACGGAGGAGGCAUGGAAAACGUUUGUUCACAUCACGGAACUCCUGAAUCACCAGGAAAAGACUUUAAAACUACCAAUAACCGGAGAGCCAUUCAUCGUGCCCACUGAUGCUAGUGAUUAUGGAAUAGGCGCAGUUCUUCGACAGACUGAAGGAGUAGUGGAUUAUGCGAAGCGUGUCCUGACAUCUGCAGAACAGAAAUAUUCCACAGUUGAAAAGGAAUGUCUCGCGAUAUUUUGGGGGUUGGAUAAAUGGAGAUGUACCUCCUUGGUCAACGAUUCCAUAUUGAAACUGAGCACAAAUCCCUACAGUGGCUUAAGACAAGGAGAGACCUCAGAGGAAAAUUAUCACGUUGGAUGUUACGACUGCAAGAGUACGAUUUCACAAUCGGUCACGUGGAAGGGAAAGAAAACUGGUUGGCAGACUUCCUAUCAAGAUCAGACGAAGAAAAUGAACUACCUGAGACCGCAUACGGUGUACGUGCAGUGGAACGGGACCCAUUAAGACUUAUUCACCUUCAGAAGUCGGAUCCAAUUCUGAAUGCUGUGAUAAAAGCCAUAACUGAAGGAAAGAAGGCGAACCAGUCUUCCAUGGUGUCACCACGUGAGUAAUGCAAAAGUCAGGAGUAGAGUUUUAAGGAGAAGAGGUAAGUCGGUUUAUGAGGUUAUGAACCUUCAUCGACUGAGAUGGUCGAGACACGUAUUACGUAUGUCUAGUCACCGAUUGCCUCGUCACACAAUGUUGGCUGAGAUGGCCAGACUAAAACAUGGCACCAAUG
Messenger RNA from Heterobilharzia americana, 1147 nucleotides. Lineage: Eukaryota; Metazoa; Platyhelminthes; Trematoda; Strigeidida; Schistosomatidae. The record is from the annotation of a GenBank genome assembly.